Penicillium brasilianum is the source of this 3455-nucleotide messenger RNA. The record is from the annotation of a GenBank genome assembly. NCBI's taxonomy places the organism in Eukaryota, Fungi, Ascomycota, Eurotiomycetes, Eurotiales, Aspergillaceae.
GUUCGACUGUCGGCUUCGCGAUAAACAUCGCUGCUUUGGUUACGUUGGGGGAAACUCGUCAGGUUGACAAGCUUAAGACGGAGCUUCCCAGUGCCAGCACGUCAAUCUCUCAACCUCGACAAGCCGCCAUCCCUCCAAUUCUUCUGCCUUUGACAACCCCAUCUGUCUUUUCUGCCUACAGAGUACCAAAUCCUGGUCGCGAUCUGGGAGAUUCCAGGCGCCAAAGUUCAAGCUUGGCGAUUGCCUCGAGCAAUCGACUUCGACGCUUUCCCCUCAGCGUCGAUACUUGACAUAAAUAGCCGCUUGGGGUCCAAUCCAAGUGAUCAAGUCACCUGCCAUUCAAAUCAUGACUCUUCCAACCACCGCAUUUCAAUCUCGGUAGUCAGGAACUCAUUCGCAACGUCCUCAAUCGUCCUUAGCAUCUUUCCUCCUUGACAUCUUUCCUCCAACCUUUCCUCGUCUCUCGUACUUCGCUUCCAUUCAAUCCGAAAACGCUCCUUUUUUUGAAUCUCUCUGUGAAGGCCAACGCUUCACAUCUUCGACAUUUUCACGUCCCUUCAUUUCUCUCCCUCUUUGCCCUUUCGACAUUUUUUUUACCUUGUGCAACCUCUCACGCUCUCACGACAUACCUUAUCCGACCGGAGACCACUCAGCCUUCGCCUUUCUUCGCCCCCCUAUCUCUCUCGCGUGUUGUUCAAACGCGCUUCACUUUUCAUCCGAUUCUCACUCUUGCCGCACCUCCCCCGAUUACACCCACACAGCCGCUACCAUGACGAUCAGGAAGGUCCUUCCGGGCUCAGAGAGCCCGUCACGACAGCUGAUGCUGGAGCUGGCCCGUGAUCUGGAAAACGUCAGCCUUUUUAAUGCCGACUUGAAAAAAGUGCGAGCAUACGAACGGAAGGCGUUCUACGACAACCUUGAUCGGAUCGACCGGGAGCGUGAGGCUGCUCACACGGCUGCCCUUGAUGAGGCUGCCGCUUUCCACGACAAAGUGCGUGAGGAGGCCGAGGCUACUCUAAGGGAACACAUCCGUGCAGAAGAGGAAGAGCGGUUGCGACAAGAGGAGGCCGCGCGCAAAGAAAAGGAGCGCAUCGAGCGGAUCCGUCGUGAGGAGGCAGAAAAGUUACGUCGGCAGCAAGAAGAGGCUGCUCGCGCCGAGGCCGAACGCAAGGCCAAAGAGGAGGCUGCUAAGAAGGCGGCAGAGGAUGCAGAACGGGCACGUAAGGCCGCCCUUGAAGAAAAGGAGCGCCAGGAACGUGAGCAGCGUGAACGGGCUGAGGCGGACAAGCGCAAGCAAGCCGAAGAUGCCAAGAAUGCCCAACUAGAGGCCGAGCAGCAGGCAAAGGCCCAAGAAUUGCGCAAGGUCGGUGCCGCGGGUCUCACAACUGAGGAGGCGCGCAUUCAGGAUCGCUUCGUGGAGCUGCAUAAAACUCUCAAGGAGAUGCGAGAGUGGCUGAGGGUGAGCGUGAAGGACAAUCCUCCAGCGAAGCAGGCGAUGGGUGACAUGCGCCGGUCGAUUAAGAAGUGCGUUGGUCAAUUGCGCGACGGGAAGGGUGUCAAUAAGGCACAGACCCAGCAGAUCCGGGUAGAGCUUGAAAAAGCCUGCCAAAUGACCGAGCCUUCUGUCGACGUUCGCCAAUUCAUCGCGUUCCCUCCGGCAGAGCUUGCUCAGACUGAGCACAAGGUGCCUGCCAUGUUGAUCUAUGGGCUCAACAUGCUGGCCAAGGCCCUAAUCUCAGCCUUGAUCACGGAGGCAUCCAUCAACCCCGCCCACGCUGAACCUAUCGGUAUUGUCGCCGCCCAGAUCUUCUCUAUGGACACUUUCAUGGUCAAGGGCAUGCCCAUGGGCGACAUCCUGCUCGCCAAGUACCGUGUGGUGUGCCCGGCGCUCUGGGGCUCCACCGGUAAUGACAAGACCGAAUCUGGACGCCGUGCACUCGGAUGGUGGCGUGAGGAAGCUGGCGGUCCCUUCGUGAGCGAGCAAGCCCACAUGGACCGCAUGACAGCCCUGGGCGCCGGCUUUUCUGCCUUGACGCUGCGCAACUUUGGCAAGACUCAACGUCGCAAUCCUUUCCCGAAUACCAUUUUCUGGAAUUCAUUACAGAAGAUCCUUUCCAUCCCGCCUGCGGACAUGCAGGACACCCAAGUUGCGCUCCUUCAUGCUAUGUUGAGAGCAUCGAGUGAGCGUAUCUUGGGCUUUUUCGGGCACGUUGGCUUGGCCCUUCUCCGACGGGCCAUCGUCGAUCUGCCGGCCGCUCUGCCGCGGCAGACGAUGAACGUGAACCAAUUGAAGCUCCUUAAGGAGACCUAUGAGCGCGACAGGCGUCUUGUUCUCUAGAGCGGCUUCCCUUUGGAUGACUGGAUGCCGGAUAGAAGCAUCUGAGAUUUGUGGACUUGUCCACACCUUUGCUUACACCGCAGGUGGAUAGAAUUGCGAGAUCGUGGAGAUACUAGAAAGUGGCUUAAGUUACGCCCACUCCUCUAUCUUUGAUCCUAGCUGCAUAGAUGAUCGAUUACGAACUGAUAGCCAAGACUAAAAUCUUGCAAGUUUCCUCUUCAAUCUCAAAAUAUAAGAAAAUUGCAAAUUCCUCUUUUUCGACAAAGGGAGAAUGAAGAAAGACACUUUAAAGGUCGUUCAAAAAGACCUUUAGAAAACAGCACCUUGACCAGAUGGCCCCCACCCGCAUCACAGCCACAUGCAAACCCAGCGACUGCAACCUAAGAUGUAGGCACAAGAAAACCACACUCCUCAACUCUCCUUCUACAACCUCUAACCCCCUAAGAACUCCCCACAAUGAAACCCACCCUACCAAACGUCCACCUCCACAAACGAUCUCUUUCACAUAUCUUCCCAAAAACCCACCUCCCAUUCAAACCCCAACCUCCACUCCUCCGUACCACGGUUCCCCUCCGCAGCCCAGCCAGGCUCCCACCGACCGCAUCCUCCUUAUUAACACGGACACCAUUCCUCUCUCUCUCUAGCAAAUCCUCCGCCCCUCACGGCCCGGUAAAGCCCGGAUCGGCAAAGACCCACGAGUCCGAUGAGGAUGGAGAGGUCCAGGCCCAGACCCCGUCGGUCAGCUUUGAGGGUCUAGGCAUCAGUCGCAAUAUGAAAGUGAUUUUGUUGGUGAUCUUGGGGGUGUUUGGGAGUGUUGAGACUUAUUUUUGGUGUAGGGCAAUUUGGACUUGGUGGAGGGGUGGUGAGGAUUGUGAUGCUCACGAGUAGGGAGAUGGACUGGAUGGGAAUGGGUGUUGAAUGGAGGUAUGGAUGCAACUGGUUUCUUUUGCUUUUCUUUUAUUCUUAUUUGGAUUGGCGUUUUGGGUUAAGAGGCUGAGAGAUUGUAUUAGGAACGCCAUUCUUGGCGUGUAUAAUAGAGUCUAUUCAUUCUCCGCUAUGUAGUUUUCAAACUUGAUGAAGUGGUAUGUCUCGAGCAUAUUUGCUUGCUAUUUAUUUU